AUGGCAGUGAAAGGAUUCAGUAAACGUCCCACUGUGUGGCCUAUGCAACACUGGGACAUAUCUGAUCACUUUCCUGUGUAUGUGAAAAUCAUGUGGGAGAAACCCUUACCGCCAGAAGAGAAGACAAUAAUCUCUCGUACCAAAGUUAAGGAUGUCCGACCACAGUUUGUGGAGGACGAAAAGUGGGAAGCUGUGACAGGUAAGGUAGAUGCAGAUCUAUCGAUCCUGACAAAAGCUUUUAUUGACACGGUCUGGGAAGUGGCCAAAGGUUGCAAUGCAACCAAAAAGCUCUCCCAGAAAGAAUGGCGAGUACAUAUUUCGAAGGAAACGAGGUCUCUCAUUAUGCGAAGGCGCAAGGCUUUCAAGCAUAGGAAUGACCCAAACUUCGAUCGUACUGUGUACGACGAUCUCAAGAUGAGAGUACAGAAAGCUAAGAAAAAAGACGCUUGUGAGGCCCGGACACGGAAAUCACAGGCUAUAGCUAAAAUGGUAGUCGAGAACCGUUAUCGAGAUCUAUUUCGUGAGAUUAGAUCAUCAACCGGUGACGGGGUAUCAGACAAGCCAGUACUCGAUGAUUAUACGGGUAACGUCAUACAUGAUAAGAAGGGAAAGGAAGAAUUGUGGGCCAGACACUUCGGGGACCUCGCUUCGGAUAAAACCGGGCACUCGAGGGACCUGGAGUACUGGAACAGCAAAUUUCCUAAAAAGUGUGAAGCAUUUCCUGAGUGCGACGAGUCUCUCUCUUAUGAGGACUUAAGGAUUGCUUUAAAAACCACUCCAUGGGGAAAAGCCCCAGGACUCGACGGAAUUCCGGCCGAUAUCCUGAAGGUAAUAUCUAUGGAGGAAGAACCUGAAUCUAAAGCGGCUCAGGCUCUGUGGAUAACUGUUAGGGCCAUUUGGAACGAAGCGGUUAUACCACGAGAGAUCAAUGUGGGUGAAGUGGUACCAAUACCAAAGAAGGUAAUGUCCGUGGUCAACAUGGGCGACACCCGAGGCAUUGCAUUACUGCCAUCACUCACAAAGGUCGUAGCCAAAAUAGCUGCAAAUAGAAUCAGUCAGAUUGCGGAGACCCAUGGUCUCCUAGCUAAAGAGCAGGCUGGGUUCAGGACUUUGGAGGAAUGUACGGCUCAAGUAGCUACCUUAUACGAGGUAGUGAAAAGGCGAAGUAUAAGAAACCAAAGCACCUACCUGGCUUUUAUCGAUUACGCUAAAGCAUAUGACAAGGUUCCUCAAGGUGCACUACUUAGGAAGUUGGAGAGUAUAGGGAUAGGAGGACACUUGUUACAAGUGGUCAAAUCACUAUACGAAGACCCGCGGAUGUGUGUUAGAGUCGGCUCCUCUACAUCACCCGUAGUAAAUUACCACUGUGGUGUAAGACAGGGUUGCCCUGCUUCACCAAUCCUUUUUGAUCUUUUUAUUAAUGACCUCUUACAAGGCAUGGAUGGGGUCGCUAUUCCUGGUGUAUCGGAAGCCGUUAGUGGACUAUUGUUCGCUGACGACGCGGUUGUUAUGGCAGAGAGUGAAUCCGCAUUGCGGAGGAACCUGGACCUGCUGACGAGUUGGAGUGAGAAGCACGAGAUGUCAGUUAAUGCAUCGAAGUGUGGUAUCAUGAAGAUAAGAGCAACCGAAGACGUUAUAGCAGGAGGACCAAAUUUCCUUCAGCCAAAUAAGAAAGCCAGAGUGGAACAACAGGAACCAGAACCUUUCGAGAUUAUGGGGAAUGUUGUACCCGAAGUAUCCGAGUAUAUCUACUUAGGGAUAAGGUUUACACCAGACCUGUGCUUGAAUUCCAUGAUGCAACAUGUUGAAUCAAAAGGAAGGAAGGCAAUAGGAGCAAUGUAUUACUUACUCUCUAAGAAGGAUAUGCCGGUAUACGUGAAAAUAUUGUCAAUAAAAGUGAAACUACAGUCGAUUCUCACCUACGGAGCUGAGGUAUGGGGAAUGUCAACUCUAAGGUGCAAGGGUAUUCAACGAAUCAUGAAUGAAGCAUGCAGAUUAGUAGUUGGAGGAGGAAGGAAUGCGGCGAUGGACAGAAUUCGGUCCGAGCUAGGAAUACAGUCGGUUGCAAAUAUAGCGGCUGUUAAGCGAGCUAGAGCUGUAGCGAAGUGGCCUGGUUGUAAGACAUGGAUCGCAACCCUGUCGACAAGCCAGUUUAGGUCACGAGAGUGGACAUGGGUUACUGGAAAUAUCAAGUGGCUUAAGCGUUACGCAGGAUGGAAUGCCGGUGGUGAGCUUACUAAGGUUAUGAUAGACAAUGUGUUCUCUGUAAGAGAAACAGACACAAGAACCAAGAUUGGCGCUUGGGCAGCGGAAUAUAACCUAACGGCAAAACCAAGAUGGAUCAAGCUCGGGUGCUUGUAUCCUGACCUCCAAAGGGGAUGUUUGGGGAUUGGUCGAAUGAGAAGUGGCACUUUCAAUUUCGUCCGAAACCUCGUCAACAAACGUGUCCUGGACAACCGGUUCCGAUCCUUCUGUCCAUUUUGCAAAGAUUCGGUCGUAGAGACGAUAGAGCACCUAUUCUUUUUCUGCCAGAGAUGGGACGAGUAUCGGGAUCACUACUUCAAGUGGUGGUCUACUGGGGCUAGCCAGUACGUAAAAAAUUCAAACAAUAGCAUGUCAGUGGUGUUGCAAGCACUGCUGCGCAUACUCCUGGGAGAGGAGGCUGGAAGUGAUGUCCUCGUGGUUCUAUACACGGGGUUCGGAAACUCUGUGCUUAUCGACCAGACGGGUGCGGACUCUUUUGUCCUAUCCGCUGCUAGAUUUUUGCAGAGAAUUAUUCCUCUGAGGGAGGGUAUGAUCCAACGGGUCUUAUCCGAUGACCAAAGAUUCUCCUGGAGCCAAAGCCCAAUGGGUAUGGCGGAGCUUGAUGCACCAUAG
Molecule: messenger RNA, 2877 nt
Organism: Vairimorpha ceranae
Lineage: Eukaryota; Fungi; Microsporidia; Nosematidae
Product: endonuclease-reverse transcriptase
Exons: 1
Coding region: 1-2877 (958 amino acids)
Source: RefSeq, a predicted model, not a curated record